Colletotrichum spaethianum is the source of this 264-nucleotide messenger RNA. RefSeq lists its product as uncharacterized. The coding region runs from base 1 to 264 and encodes 87 amino acids. The record is from RefSeq and is a predicted model, not a curated record. NCBI's taxonomy places the organism in Eukaryota, Fungi, Ascomycota, Sordariomycetes, Glomerellales, Glomerellaceae. The transcript has 3 exons.
AUGAAGCCCGUCGUGAGUGCCAUGCAAGCAUGGCAAUGCACCGUUAUCUCUGUUUUCGCCAUCGUUAUCCUGGGAAUCCUUGGAAUUCUGUUCGGACAGAACCACCCUGAGCUCGUUGGUAGCGACGAGGACCCUGAAGAUGGCAGCGCCGUUGCAGGCACCAUCUUCGUCUCCGUGAUGAUCUACAUCGGUUUCUUCCUCUUCUGCGGCCUGCAGGGUCUCCUCCACGUUCGCGAGAAUCGACGAGGCGCGAUCGCAUUGUAA